Phytophthora infestans T30-4 is the source of this 516-nucleotide messenger RNA. RefSeq lists its product as uncharacterized. Lineage: Eukaryota; Oomycota; Peronosporomycetes; Peronosporales; Peronosporaceae. The transcript has 3 exons. Bases 1 to 516 code for a protein of 171 amino acids. The record is from RefSeq and is a predicted model, not a curated record.
AUGUUAAACCAUACAAAAGGGACCGCAAAGAAGUGGCUCCUGCAAGACUCUAAGGGCGAACGACGCUUGAGUCGAAGUAAAUCUUUGGAUACAUAUAUCGACGAAUUUCAGCGUAUGAGUCGCAGCAAUGAUGUAUCCGAAAAGUACAAGAUGAUUAAAUUCAAAAAGGGCCUGCGCUCGAACCAGAUAAGGGAACUCCUUAAGACCCAGAUACACGAGUCACUGGACGAACUGUUCGAUGCGGCCCGAUCAUUUAACCCUCGCGAUAGCAAUGAGCUCGGUAAAUGUGGCUCGUCUCGGUGUCUCGAGAAGGGACAUACAGAAGACAAGUGUUGGAUGAUGCAUCCGGAGCUGCGUCCGGCAUGGUUUAAAGAUGGAGGAGAAAAGCGACUCGGAGCUGCAUCAGCAGUGGUCGCACAUUGUAACUUGGCUACGACAAGCGACAACGACAAAAUGUGGGAAGUGUUAAAUGCUAUUCAGACGGACCUUGCCAAGAUCAAGUCUGCUUUAAACUAA